AUGCUACGAAAAUUGCGGCCAACUCUUCGAAAGAAGAAGAAAGCGGUCGAAAUGUACGUUUACACUCCCCUCGUUGGAAAGAAUGGAUAUGUCAUGGAAUAUCGUCACCCACAAUACACCAUGACAUUCCACUAUAAAUAUAAGGAGAAUUCUGAUGGAACCCUGACAAAAAUAGGCACCACAAUAUCUCUUGGGCAAGUGAAUGACGAAAAAGAUUACAUAUUUUAUCAGACAGUAGCCGAUAAAGAACAAAUAGCUCUCGAACAUAAAUGGAUGUCUCAACUCAGAACCGCAGGUAGUAUAUGUUUGACGGCCGAUAUUAGGAAUGACUGGAGUGACAUAAUGCAACAUAACAACAAGCUACCGAUUACCGAUAACAUCCAACGACGGCGGCUUCGCGAGGUGCUUGGUAAUCUUGCUUAUCAACAGACUGACAUAUGUAAAGAUUCACUGUUGGCAGACGCUUCUCCGUCGAGUUCUUACUCUUAUUCAAAUAACAGCUUAUUAAAUGUUAACAUUCCCCAGAGGAACUCAAAGACAGCAAAGAAAGAGAAUAAGCCUACGAAACAUGUUCAUUUGGAGCAUCCCACGUUUAGUAAGACAGCGCCUGUUGUACAUGUCUAUGACCCUGAAGAAAGUCUUGUUUAUAAAGAAUGUCAAUGCGACUACUGCCGUUAUGCAGACUACGACGUAUAA
Messenger RNA from Paraglomus occultum, 696 nucleotides. The record is from the annotation of a GenBank genome assembly. Lineage: Eukaryota; Fungi; Glomeromycota; Glomeromycetes; Paraglomerales; Paraglomeraceae.